GCUGCGGGAGUAGUGCGAAGGAGAGGGGUGUGAGCUUGAAAGGGUUCACGGGAGGCCCGGGCCGGAGCGAACAGUUAGCAUCUGCAGGAGGGGUGGGGUUUUGGCGCUACUGGGGAUCAAGACGGAGCGCCUGGGGGAAAAGAGUACGGAAUGUCGGUCCCCCACCUCUCUGCCGAUCCCAGCCUCACUCCCGUUUGUGUGAAAGGACAGCAUGAACUUUACCCCAACGCAAUCCCCUGUCUACAGAAAGCUGACAACUGUCUCCAAGCAUGAGGCUGCCAGUGGGAUCAGCAGCCCCACCAGGUGGAAGGGGGUAUCUUUCUCUGAUUCCGUGCAGUCAACUCCCUUGCCUUCUGUCAAAGAUCGUCUGGCUGUCCUCUGCCCUUCUCAGGAGCUUUUGGAAUAUUAUCAAAAGAAGAUGUCUGAGUGCGAGGCAGAAAACCAGGGCCUGUUGCAAAAGUUGGAGCUCUACAAGGAAGCCUGCGAAGGGCAGCAUAAACUAGAAUGGGACUUGCAGCAGAGGGAGAAAGAGAUUGCUGAGCUGCAGAAAGCCCUAAGUGACAUGCAGGUCUGCCUCUUCCAAGAGCGGGAACAUGUCUUACGCCUCUAUUCGGAAAAUGACCGCCUGAGAAUCAGGGAGCUAGAAGACAAGAAAAAGAUUCAAAAUCUCUUGGCUCUCGUGGGAACAGACAGUGGAGAAGUGACCUAUUUUUAUAAGGAGCCUCCCAACAAAGUCAGCAUUCUCCAGAAGAAUAUUCAGACUAUAGAAAUGUGUGAACAGAAUGAAUCUUCAGCUCUCAGAGCAGAUUCUAAAGGAAGCAGGAGAAAACCAGCAAUGAAGGAGAAGGAGGAGAGAGCCGAGCAGCAACAGAGAGACGUGCAGACCCUCAUCCUCCAGGUGGAAGCGCUCCAGGCCCAGUUGGAAGAGCAGACCCGGCUCUCUCGAGAGCAGGUGUCAGGACUCAUGGAGGAGAGGCGGAUCCACAUGGACGAAGUUCAGGUUCAUCACCAGCGAUAUAGGGACAGAAUCACAGAGCUCACCAAAAGUCUCCACCACACCCAGGAACUUCUGUAUGAGAGCACCAAAGACUUCCUGCAACUCAAAUUUGAAAACCAAAAUAAAGAGACAUCCUGGAUGCUUGAAAAGGAUCAUUUGAUGUCCAAGAUCAAGCAGUACAGGGUGCAGUGUAAGAAGAGAGAAGAUAAACUUGGGAAAGUUUGGCCAAUUCAUGAGAAUCACCACAACCAAAAUGAAUAUAUCAAGUCCCUAAAGGAUAAGAUAGUUCAGGAGAAAAGGCUGUCUAACAUGUACCAAGAGCAGUGCAUUUCCCUAGAAGAAGAACUUGCCCGGAUCCGUGAGGAAGAAGGAGUGAGGAGAGAGAUCUUUAAGGAUCGCACCAACAAGAUGGGGAAGCGCCUACAGGUGAUGACAAAGCGCUAUGAGGCCUUGGAGAAUCGGCGCGCCUUAGAAGUAGAGGGCUUUAAGACGGAUAUUAAGGUUCUCCGGCAGAAACUGCGAGACUUGGAGCAGAUGCUGUAUAAGGCAACACUUAAUGCCCGGGCAAACCAGGAUCUUGCCAUUCUGUAUGAGGUUCGUGACAGCAAUAGACGAGCACACAAGAUACAAGGAGAACUGAAGAACCUUAAGUCCAAAGUGUUUGGUCUGGAGAACGAACUGAGACUCUGCUAAUGUUUACUUUUUAGGAAUGAUACUCAUCCGAAAUAGAUCUGCUUCCUAAAAUCUGAGGGAAGGUCAACUUCUCCUGGAAACUGUAGGACCAGAGUUAUCUUGAGUAAUGGUAUCCAUUAUUACAAAUAUAGGCUGAAGAAUCAGCUUUUUUUGCAUUCUAAGCUUUGGUCUGGAUUAUAACCUGAGUUACUUAGAGAUUCUCCCAUAUUAUUUCUCUCAUUUACAGGGGUUGGGGUCGGGGGUGUUGUUUGUUUUUUGGCUGUGCCCUUGGCAUACAGAAGUUCCCAGGCUGGGGAUCGAACCUACAUCACAGCAGUGACAAAGCUGGAUCCUUAGCUUCCUGAGCUACCAAGGAACUCCUGUUUGUUUGGGGGAGUUUUUUGGCCAUACCUUCAGCAUGUAGAAAUUCCUGGGUCAAGGAUCAAACUAGCACAACAGCAGUGACAAUGUCAGAUCCUUAACCACUAGGCUACCAGGGAACUCCUGUUUGUUUUUUUAAGAAGACAAUGACAGUGAAAACGUAGGGAGAAAAUAUUAUUGCUGUGCGCUUGGCUGAGUAUUAGUGAGGGAGACGCUUUCCCCAGGAGAUAAAGACAUCCACUGAGGUCUCCUUUCUCCUGGGCAGAGAGCAAAGGUGGCAAAUGACCGCCUGUCAAAGGUGAAUAGGCCACAGUUCUCUCAGCCCUGAGCUGUAGGGCCUGAAUUCCUUCCUGGACACCCAGUCAGGUGAAGUUUCACCAGAGGGCACCAGAGACCCUGGUCUUCAGCAAAAAUGUUCAACUAGGAAAAUAAAGGUGCCACUUUUUUUUUUUUAAUAAAGGUGCCUCUUUGGUAGGAGUGAAUGAAACAUAAAUGAUCCUUGUAUGAAAAAUUCAGUAUUUUACCACUACUGCUUUUUAAAAAAUGAUACAUAUUUUUUAAAUUAACUAUUUUUGAAUAAAAUAUAUAGUUGAAAAUAUUCUAUUUGAAUUUUCUACGAUUUCUUAAUAAAACCACAUUUAUAUUUUG
Sus scrofa (pig) is the source of this 2698-nucleotide messenger RNA. It is a transcript of the gene CCDC77, whose product is annotated as coiled-coil domain containing 77. Gene Ontology annotation, cellular component: centrosome. NCBI's taxonomy places the organism in Eukaryota, Metazoa, Chordata, Mammalia, Artiodactyla, Suidae. The record is from RefSeq and is a predicted model, not a curated record.